ACAUACCCACCAAAGAAGAAGAAGGUUAUGAACAGCUGAGUUUUUGCGUUGUACCUAGUGCUCCGUUUUUCCUCAAAUAAAAAAGAUUUCCGUGCCAUUGAGAAAGACAAACAGGAAACUGUAAGUGUUUUUCAAGCGUGACAUUUUAUUAUUUCGAACAAUCUCCUUAAAAAUGGGGAUGUAAAAGUGUAAGAUGAAGAGACUUUUGUAAUAACUAUUGUCACGUUAGCAAACUGGUACAUUUUUAUUAUUUUCUUUUCAACUCUAAUGCAAUAUGAGUGGAAAUUUCAAGCAUUGUCUGAAACUAUUAGAACAAAAUGAAGAAAGUAUUCAACGUGAGGCUCGCAAAAUUUUAUCAAAACUCUGCAACAAUAUUUUAAAAUAUCCGACAAAUUCAAGAUACCGCAAAGUUCGCUUGAGUAAUCCCAUUGUUGUCAGUAAACUUUUACCGGCUUCUGGAGCAAUCAAGUGUUUAUUUGAAGCUGGAUUUAUUAAGACCGACGAUGGUUUUUCCUUGCCGGAUAAUUCGCCACUUUCAUUACUCGAAGAUUUGCGAAGUUUGCUAGAUCAUUCGCAGAACAAAAAUCCACCACAAAAAUCGAUUAGUGACUGCAAAAUAUCUUCAACGUCAAAACAAACUCCACAAGAACGUCCUCAGGAACCACCAGACUUUUUAAGCGAAAUUGCAGCACAUUUCCAAAGUGUUUUGCGCUAUGAAGACCAGAAAUUGCAGCAAAGAGCGAGACUCCUAAUACCUCUCAUCAAAUUGGAAAUAGGGGCAAUGGAAAGAAUGAGAUGCAUCCAAAGGGACGUGAAAAGGCAAAACGGAGAAAAUGAAUGUGGCAACAGAACAUCUGCGGAGCACGAUCUCACGAUAGAGGAUCUGCUUUUAGCAGAAUUACUUCGGUGGUUUAAAUAUGAGUUUUUCAAAUGGAUAAACAGUCCACAGUGUAAUGUUUGCUCAGAUGAAUGUUCCUUCGCUGGAGUUGAGCCUUCAACAGACCCUCGUAUAUCCAGGGUAGAAGUACACAGAUGCGACAGCUGCGGAAACAAAGUGAAUUUUCCGCGAUAUACUGAUCCUGGCCCAUUGUUGUCAACUCGACAGGGACGUUGCGGUGAAUGGGCUAAUGUAUUCACUCUCAUAUGUCGAUCACUUGGUUAUGACGCGAGGCUUGUAGUUGAUAAAACUGACCACGUCUGGACCGAGAUUUGGUCUGUGACGAACAAAAGGUGGAUUCACGCAGAUCCUUGCGAGAAUACAAUGGAUCGGCCACUGAUGUACGAGAAGGGCUGGGGAAAGAAAUUGUCUUAUGUGAUAGCCUAUUCGAAAGACGACAUUCAAGACGUAACCUGGCGCUACACGAGGGAUCCAAAGUCUGUGAAAAAACGGAGGAAUCUCUGCACAGAGGAGAACCUCGCGGUUCUCAUUUCCAAGCUUAACGCUCAGAGACAAAGUUCUGUAAGCUCAAACAGGAGACAGUAUGUCAUUAAACGCAGACUCAUGGAACUGGUUGAUAUGUUGCCUGCACCACCGGGUUCCAAAAAACCGAAUGAAGAGAAUGAGGAUAACUACGAAGGACGGAGUUCUGGAUCUUUGGCGUGGAGAUUAGCCCGGGGUGAAACACAAGCAAAAGCACACGAGCCGAAAAAGUGGCGCAUUCCAACUGGAGUUCGUGAAUACGAGCUGCGUUAUUUUGUUGUCGAAGACAUUUACGAGGCACGAAACGAAAGCAGUGGAAAGAAAGUCGAAAAAAGGAGUACUUGGCAGGCAGGAAUCGAGAAUACAGAAGGUGGCAUUUUCCGGAAGGAGGAGGCAGAUUGGAAAAUGGUUUAUCUCGCACGUUCUCCUGGAAGAGAAUCCGGUUUCGUGAGUUGGACUUUUGAAUUAGAGAUUAACGAAACAAAUCUAGCCUUUGAUAGUUUAAAACUAAGUGCCACGAUCGGAACCUUUCAUGAGGCGAACGUUCGGUGGAAGGUCGAGAAGUUCUAUCCGAAAAGGGAGGCAGAAGUUGAAUUAAUUGCGGUCGAAGAUUGUCGAAAUUUCGAGACUAGUGUGAAAGGAGCUGUGCGAGUUAAUCUCAAGGCGACCCUUUCUGGAGGAAAUGGAGAUUUAGCUUGGCAACACGCUCAGCUUUUUCGACAAAGUCUCAAUUCCAAGAAGGAACAUUCCUUGAUAAUUAGGAUAUCUUUAAAAGAACGCCAAUUGUAAAUUACUGACUACAGUCUACGUAUGACUAAUUCUGUAAAUUAUCUAUGUAUUAUAUUGAAGGUAGAACUUUCAACAUGAACCUAAACAUUUUAUUUGACGACAUAAUAAAACAUGCAGUUAAUUA
Messenger RNA from Belonocnema kinseyi, 2333 nucleotides. RefSeq names its product peptide-N(4)-(N-acetyl-beta-glucosaminyl)asparagine amidase (gene Pngl). The record is from RefSeq and is a predicted model, not a curated record. Lineage: Eukaryota; Metazoa; Arthropoda; Insecta; Hymenoptera; Cynipidae. Gene Ontology annotation, biological process: protein deglycosylation; protein quality control for misfolded or incompletely synthesized proteins; glycoprotein catabolic process. Bases 275 to 2209 code for a protein of 644 amino acids. The transcript is spliced from 6 exons. Gene Ontology annotation, cellular component: cytosol; cytoplasm; nucleus. Gene Ontology annotation, molecular function: peptide-N4-(N-acetyl-beta-glucosaminyl)asparagine amidase activity.